This is a messenger RNA of Clonostachys byssicola, 942 nucleotides long. NCBI's taxonomy places the organism in Eukaryota, Fungi, Ascomycota, Sordariomycetes, Hypocreales, Bionectriaceae. The record is from the annotation of a GenBank genome assembly.
AUGGUCGCACUCAAGCAUUUGAGUGUGACUGCAGUCCUCUGGCUGGGCCUUGCUAGCCGUGGACUUGGACAGUCCCUUGAUAAGCCCGACGAUCUUGUUGUUCGCGGCGAGAACGCUGAGGAAAUUGUUACUCGAGAUGUCGAUCUUGGUCUUGGAGAAAGAGACGAGGACGAUGAGCUUGAAACUCGCGACUUUGACGACGAGCUCGUCGAGGUUCGUGACUUCGAGGAUGAUCUUCUUGAGGCUCGAGACCUCGAUGAGGAGCUCCUAGAGGCCCGUGAUCUCUACUUCCUCCCACUCCUCCUCCAUCUCCUGCUAAUCGAGGACGCCGUGAUCUCAACUACCUCAAGGCCCGCGGUCUCUACGCUCGGCAACGUAACCCUCCCCCUCGACCGGCUCCUAUUCCUAUUCCCCGUCCUCGACCUGGACCAGUUCCUCCUACUCCUCCCCCCUCACCUGCAAACCGCGGCCGCCGCGGCAUCGACUAUCUCGAGGCUCGCGAUCUCUACGUCCGCCAGCGUAACCCUCCUCCUCGCCCGGCUCCUAUCCCUAUUCCCCGUCCUCGCCCUGGACCAGUUCCUCCUACCCCUCCUCCUUCUCCUGCUAAUCGAGGACGCCGCGGUAUCGACUAUCUCGAGGCACGCGAUCUCUACGUCCGUCAACGCAAUCCUCCGCCUCGUCCGGCUCCUAUUCCUAUUCCCCGUCCUCGCCCUGGACCGGUUCCUCCCACUCCUCCUCCCUCACCAGCAAACCGUGGCCGCCGCAGUGUCGACUAUCUCGAGGCACGCGAUCUCUAUGUUCGUCAGCGCAACCCUCCGCCUCGUCCGGCCCCGAUCCCUAUUCCCCGUCCUCGCCCUGGACCGGUUCCUCCUACUCCUCCCCCCUCACCUGCAAACCGCGGUCGCCGCCAGUGAAGGGUCCAUGACAAGAAUGUCUCCUUAG